Molecule: messenger RNA, 1050 nt
Organism: Lodderomyces beijingensis
Lineage: Eukaryota; Fungi; Ascomycota; Pichiomycetes; Serinales; Debaryomycetaceae
Source: the annotation of a GenBank genome assembly
AUGUCGACACAGUCAGGAAUAACAGUAUCCCACGAACUAGCAGAAACGUUCAAAACCUCGAAGGAGCCACUCGUCAUCAUAACCUCGCCCGAUGCAACUCAAUUGAUCCCAGACUCAGCAUACACGCCACCAACAUCCACUACCCCCCUGGCAAUAUUCGAAUCGCUUCAUGAAUAUCUUUCAUCUAAAUUCCCGCAACCUUCGUACCUCGUGGUACCCCACGCUGAAUCCCAGAUUUUUAUAAGCUUUAUCCCGGACUCGGCACCAAUCAAGCAGAAGAUGUUGUACGCCUCAACGAAAAACACGUUGUUAGCAAGCUUGGGCUCAUACAACUUCAAACAUAGAUUCGCGUGGACGGAGUUGGACGAAGUCAGCCUCGACUAUUUCGAGAAAUGCUUACGUGAAGACGGCCAAGCCGGGCCCAUGAGCAAAGACGAGGAGCUCUUGAACAAGAUCAACCAACAACAACAACAGCAACAUUUCAGCGGGUUUAAGAAAGAGUUGGCGAGCAUGAACACUUCGAAUGACAUAUUGUAUAAAUUCGAUGCACAACUCACACAGGCGCUUUCACAGUUGCGUGACGUGGGCCAAGUUGUGAUUUUCAACAUUGACGUGCCGCGUGAAAUCAUCCCGCUUCAGCAAAGCUUGCACGCGGUCCAACCGGGUGAUCUAAUUGAAACUCUCGCGGCGAACGUGGGCAAGGGGCCCCAGUACAUUAUAUACAAGUAUCAACUGACAAAAUUUGCGUUCAUAUACACGUGUCCGCUGGGAUCGUCGGUUAAGGACAGGAUGGUGUUUGCCGCGUCGAAAAACAGCUUGAUUCAACGUUUGAAGAAUGAGUUUCUGGUGGUGGUGGAUAAGAAUUUGGAAGUUGGCGAUUUGCAAGAGUUGGAUGUGAGUGAGUUGGAUGCGGGAGGUGGAGACGAGGGAGGUGCUGAUGAUUCUGCUUCUUCCUCCGCUUCUUAUACCACUGCUUCGUCUGGUGCGUCUUCAGGUGGUCAGAAUCUUGGUCUUAGGUUUAGCAAGCCAAAGGGACCUCGUCGUAGAUAA